Colossoma macropomum (tambaqui) is the source of this 1960-nucleotide messenger RNA. RefSeq names its product steroidogenic acute regulatory protein (gene star). The coding region runs from base 68 to 925 and encodes 285 amino acids. Gene Ontology annotation, molecular function: cholesterol binding; cholesterol transfer activity. Gene Ontology annotation, cellular component: mitochondrion; mitochondrial intermembrane space. The record is from RefSeq and is a predicted model, not a curated record. Gene Ontology annotation, biological process: intracellular cholesterol transport; steroid biosynthetic process; regulation of steroid biosynthetic process. The transcript is spliced from 7 exons. Lineage: Eukaryota; Metazoa; Chordata; Actinopteri; Characiformes; Serrasalmidae.
CCUUCCUCGCCUCGUUCAGUCCACAUCAGUGACCAGAUUCCUUCAGUGUAUUUAGCACAGCUGGACAAUGCUGCCCGCAACUUUCAAACUGUGCGCCGGCAUCUCCUACAAGCACAUGAGGAACAUGACAGGCCUCAGGAGGAACGCUAUGAUGGCCAUUCACCACGAGCUGAGUAAGCUCUCUGAACCCGGCCCCAGCAUGUGGGUCCAACACAUCCGCCGUAGGAGCUCGCUGCUCAGCAGCAGGAUUCAGGAGGAGACGCUGAGCGAAUCUGAGCAGUGUUAUGUCCAGCAGGGUCAGCUGGCCCUACAGAAGUCCGUCAGCAUCCUGAGCGACCAGGACGGCUGGCAGACCGAGAUCGAGACAUCCACAGGGGAUAAAGUGCUGAGUAAGGUUCUGCCAGACGUUGGGAAGGUGUUUAAGCUGGAGGUCACUCUGGACCAGCAGUCUGAAGACCUGUACGAAGAGCUGGUGGACAGAAUGGAGCAGAUGGGGGAGUGGAACCCCAACGUCAAACAAGUGAAGAUUCUACAGAAGAUCGGUCAGGACACCAUGGUCACUCACGAGACGGCGGCGGAGACUCCGGGGAACGUGGUGGGUCCGCGGGACUUUGUGAGCGUCCGCUGUGUCAAACGGAGAGGCUCUGCCUGCUUCCUGGCCGGGAUGUCCACCCAGCACCCCAGCAUGCCUGAACAGAAGGGGUUUGUGAGGGCGGAGAACGGCCCCACCUGUAUCGUGUUGAAGCCGAGCACAGACGAUCCGAACAAGACAAAAUUCACCUGGUUGCUCAGUUUAGACCUGAAGGGUUGGAUCCCUAAGACAGUCAUAAACAGGGUGCUCUCUCAGACGCAGGUGGAUUUCGCUAAUCAUCUCCGACACAGAAUGGCCUCCAGCAGCGGCAUGGAGACGGCAAUGGCCUGUUGACACCAAACACACAACGUUCAGAGUCUCACAUUCACCCCACAGCCAAUGGCAGUUUCCUAUCAGACACACAAACUCCACCCACUUGUUGCAGUCAAUUCCUUUCUCAAAAGCAUUAUAGUUAAACGAUGUCAUGGCCUCUAUGCUAGUCUAGUUAGCAGGGCUGCACAAUAUAGACAAAAUACCAUACUGGGAUAUAUGCUAAUUGUUAUGAAAAUGGCAAAUUGCAUUGAUAUAGUGCACAUUAUGGACAAAAUGUGAUAUUACAAUGUUAAUUGUUUUUAAAAUCCCAAAUUGUGAUUAUUUACUGCAUGACAUGAACAGAAUAUCAUACUGCAAUAAAAUUGUGAUGAAAAUACCAUAUUGCAAUGUAAACGUUAUUAAAAUACCACAUUGAGAUUACAUGCUGCAUGAUAUGGAUAAAAUAUCAUACUUUGGUAUAAUUGCAAGUAAAAUAUCAUAUUUUCAUUUUAUAGCUGCAUAUAUUGUCAUACGCUGUACAAUAUUCCAGAGUACAUUAGUAGAGUCUUGAUGUCACAUGGUAAAAAAAAUUGGCUUUUAUUAUUUUAAACCAAAAUUAUUUGUGUGCUGGAUUAAGGGAAUGCAUGAUUCAUCAAAACUCCCACAGAAACAGCUGUGGUUGGUCAGGAUGCUCACAGGAGUGAUUGGACAAAGGAGUGAUUGGACAAAGGUCAAUAUUGUAGACUUUUACAGUAUCAAUAUAAUAUCAUGAUAACAAUUAGCCAACAAUAUGUUGUGCAGCCCUGGUGUUUACAUAAUCUGAGAUAGUCUUGAGGUGCUUGAUAGGUGCCUAAAUUGUAGAAUACAUCUGAAAACAGCUCUGUUAACGUCCUGAAUUCAGUGCGUUUGUACGUUUGCUGAGCACAUUGUCUUGUAUCUGAAGUGAGAUGGCUUAAAACAUAUUCCUUAACUCUGCAUAAUACACCCCCAGUACAAAUGGAGAUGUUGGAAGUGAGGUAAAUUAAAGCAUUCAGUCAUUUUAACACCUACUUCUGCUGUAAAACACACAAACUGUGA